AUGGAACAGCCCGAGGACAUGGCGUCGCUGAGCGAGUUCGACUGCUUGGCGGGCAGCAUCCCGGCCACCAAGGUGGAGAUCACCGUGUCCUGCAGGAACCUCUUGGACAAAGACAUGUUUUCCAAGUCUGACCCAUUGUGUGUCAUGUAUACUCAAGGCAUGGAGAACAAGCAGUGGCGGGAGUUCGGGCGCACCGAGGUCAUCGACAACACUCUCAAUCCUGACUUUGUGCGCAAGUUCAUUGUGGAUUACUUCUUCGAGGAGAAGCAGAACCUCCGUUUUGACCUAUACGAUGUUGACUCCAAGAGCCCUGAUUUAUCCAAACACGAUUUUCUGGGCCAGGCCUUCUGCACCCUUGGAGAGAUUGUGGGGUCCCCUGGGAGCCGCCUGGAGAAGCCCCUCACGAUAGGAGCAUUCAGCCUGAAUUCCAGGACAGGCAAACCCAUGCCAGCUGUGUCCAACGGAAGUGGUCUUUGGAUGGAAAGUUUGAGAACCACUGGUCUGGAAGCCUCCGGUGGUGUCCCAGGGAAGAAAUGUGGCACCAUCAUCCUGUCCGCUGAGGAGCUCAGCAACUGUAGGGAUGUCGCCACAAUGCAGUUCUGUGCCAACAAGCUGGACAAGAAGGAUUUCUUUGGGAAGUCUGAUCCCUUCUUGGUGUUCUACAGAAGCAAUGAGGAUGGAACGUUCACCAUUUGCCACAAGACUGAGGUCAUGAAAAACACCCUAAACCCAGUUUGGCAAACGUUCUCCAUUCCUGUGAGAGCCCUCUGCAACGGGGACUAUGAUCGGACCAUCAAGGUGGAGGUGUAUGACUGGGAUCGAGAUGGCAGCCAUGACUUCAUUGGGGAGUUCACCACCAGCUACCGGGAGCUGGCCCGCGGGCAGAGCCAGUUCAACAUCUAUGAGGUGGUAAAUCCGAAAAAGAAAAUGAAGAAAAAGAAAUACGUGAAUUCUGGCACGGUCACCCUGCUUUCCUUUGCUGUGGAGUCAGAGUGUACCUUCCUUGACUACAUCAAAGGAGGGACCCAGAUCAACUUCACAGUGGCCAUUGAUUUCACUGCCUCCAAUGGGAACCCCUCACAGUCCACGUCCCUGCACUACAUGAGCCCCUACCAGCUGAACGCCUAUGCGCUGGCACUGACAGCCGUCGGGGAGAUCAUCCAGCACUACGACAGCGACAAGAUGUUCCCUGCCCUUGGCUUCGGGGCCAAGCUGCCCCCCGACGGCAGGGUGUCCCACGAGUUUCCGCUGAACGGCAACCAGGAGAACCCCUCGUGCUGCGGCAUUGACGGCAUCCUGGAGGCCUACCACCGCAGCCUGCGCACGGUGCAGCUCUACGGCCCCACCAACUUUGCCCCCGUGGUCACCCACGUGGCCAGGAAUGCGGCGGCCGUGCAGGACGGCUCCCAGUACUCAGUGCUGCUCAUCAUCACUGACGGGGUCAUCUCGGACAUGGCGCAGACCAAGGAGGCCAUUGUCAACGCUGCCAAGCUCCCCAUGUCCAUCAUCAUCAUUGGAGUGGGCCAGGCGGAGUUCGACGCCAUGGUGGAGCUGGAUGGUGAUGACGUGCGGAUCUCUUCCCGGGGGAAGCUGGCAGAGCGGGACAUCGUCCAGUUCGUGCCCUUCCGGGACUACGUGGACCGCACAGGCAACCACGUGCUGAGCAUGGCCCGCCUGGCCCGCGAUGUGCUGGCAGAGAUCCCCGACCAGCUGGUGUCCUAUAUGAAGGCGCAGGGCAUCCGCCCACAUCCCCCACCUGCAGCACCCACACAGUCUCCCCCACAGUCCCCAGCCCACACGCCCCCUGCCUCCCCCCUGCACACGCAUAUCUGA
Cynocephalus volans (Philippine flying lemur) is the source of this 1833-nucleotide messenger RNA. RefSeq names its product copine 5 (gene CPNE5). The transcript is spliced from 22 exons. Gene Ontology annotation, biological process: cellular response to calcium ion. Lineage: Eukaryota; Metazoa; Chordata; Mammalia; Dermoptera; Cynocephalidae. The coding region runs from base 1 to 1833 and encodes 610 amino acids. Gene Ontology annotation, cellular component: plasma membrane. The record is from RefSeq and is a predicted model, not a curated record. Gene Ontology annotation, molecular function: calcium-dependent phospholipid binding.